GUGCUCCCCAUCGCGCAAGCGCCGUUACCUCCCCCCCGCCGGCGUCUCCCUUCCCUUCCCCUCCCCGUAGUGGAAGCCGAGGCGGUGACGUCAGGAGCGGCGGCCAUUACACGGUGUGGUGCGAGGCAGCGGGCGGCAGAGCUGCAGCAGCGGGGAGGGGAGCGCCGCGCCGCCCGCCCCACACCGGCCCCGUCCGGCCCGUCCUGCCGCGUCGCGGCCGCCGCCGCUGGGAGCGCGGAUCGCAGGGAGGACCUCCAGGGUGGUGCGGCAGCAGCAGCCGGUGAGGAGGGGGAGAGCGGGAUGGAGGAGAAGGUCUUCACCAAGGAGCUCGACCAGUGGGUGGAGCAACUCAACGAGUGCAAGCAGCUUUCCGAGGGGCAGGUGAAGAGCCUCUGCGAGAAGGCUAAAGAAAUCCUGACGAAGGAGUCUAACGUACAGGAGGUGCGAUGUCCGGUCACAGUCUGCGGGGAUGUCCACGGCCAGUUUCACGACCUCAUGGAACUCUUCAGAAUUGGAGGCAAAUCACCAGACACAAACUAUUUGUUUAUGGGGGACUAUGUUGACAGAGGCUAUUAUUCAGUCGAAACAGUCACAUUGCUUGUAGCUCUUAAGGUCCGAUACCGUGAACGCAUCACAAUUCUCCGCGGGAACCAUGAAAGCAGGCAAAUCACACAAGUAUAUGGUUUCUAUGAUGAAUGUUUAAGAAAAUACGGAAAUGCAAAUGUUUGGAAAUACUUCACAGACCUUUUUGAUUACCUGCCUCUAACUGCCUUGGUGGAUGGCCAGAUUUUCUGUCUACACGGUGGCCUCUCUCCAUCGAUAGAUACACUGGAUCACAUCAGAGCACUUGAUCGCUUGCAGGAAGUUCCCCAUGAGGGUCCAAUGUGUGACUUGCUAUGGUCAGACCCAGAUGAUCGUGGUGGCUGGGGCAUUUCUCCUCGAGGUGCAGGUUAUACAUUUGGACAGGAUAUUUCAGAAACCUUUAACCAUGCUAAUGGCCUUACGUUGGUUUCGAGAGCUCAUCAGUUGGUAAUGGAGGGAUACAACUGGUGCCAUGACCGAAAUGUAGUAACGAUUUUCAGCGCCCCAAAUUACUGUUACCGCUGUGGCAACCAGGCUGCAAUCAUGGAACUUGAUGAUACUCUAAAAUACUCCUUCUUGCAGUUCGAUCCGGCGCCGCGCAGAGGUGAACCGCAUGUGACUCGUCGCACCCCAGACUACUUCCUGUAAAGAGAUUUUAGCCCUGUACAGUAUUGCCAUGAACCGUAUGUUGACCUAAAGAAAACGGGAAGAGCAACAGUAACUCCAAAGUGUCAGAAAAUAUUUAACAUUCAAACUUGUUUUCACAUGGACCAAAAGACGUGCCAUAUUCAAAUACAAAGCCUCUUGUCGUCAACAACUGUGACCACUUUAGAAUGAACCAGUUCAUUGCAUGCUGAAGCAACAUUGUUGGUCAAGAACCCAGUUUCUGGCAUAGCGCUAUUUGUAGUUACUUUUGCUUUCUCUGAGAGACUGCAGAUAAUAAGAUGUAGACAUUAACACCUCGUGAAUACAUUUAACUUUCCAUUUAGCUCUAGCUUUAUUCAGCAUGACUGUAGAUAAGGGUAGCAGCAAACAAUCAUUGAAGCUUAAAGAACAUUUUUAAAGUAAGUACCAAGGCCUCAUAUUUGUUCUGAAACUGUUGGUUUUAUUUUCAGGGAAUACUGUUUAAUUUAAUUGUAUUUGAUUUCCUUUUUUUUUUGUCUGCACUCAGUUCCCUUUUCCACUCUUGGCCCUUCCAUAUUGUCCCUUGUAAUUGUCCGAGGAUAGUGAAUUACUUUGAACAGAACUGGUUUUUUCUGUAAAACAAUGUGACUGCAGGACAGAGCUGCAGCGUUUUUCAUAAUAAACUUGUGAACUAAGUAUGGAAA
Strigops habroptila (Kakapo) is the source of this 1910-nucleotide messenger RNA. It is a transcript of the gene PPP2CA, whose product is annotated as protein phosphatase 2 catalytic subunit alpha. Gene Ontology annotation, biological process: peptidyl-serine dephosphorylation; mitotic cell cycle. Bases 301 to 1230 code for a protein of 309 amino acids. NCBI's taxonomy places the organism in Eukaryota, Metazoa, Chordata, Aves, Psittaciformes, Psittacidae. The record is from RefSeq and is a predicted model, not a curated record. Gene Ontology annotation, molecular function: protein serine/threonine phosphatase activity. Gene Ontology annotation, cellular component: cytosol. The transcript has 7 exons.